Messenger RNA from Spinacia oleracea (spinach), 2707 nucleotides. RefSeq lists its product as uncharacterized. Lineage: Eukaryota; Viridiplantae; Streptophyta; Magnoliopsida; Caryophyllales; Amaranthaceae. The record is from RefSeq and is a predicted model, not a curated record. The transcript has 10 exons. The coding region runs from base 375 to 2213 and encodes 612 amino acids.
AAUUAAAUUGAAGGAAGAAGGAAGAGAGAGAGAGAGAGAAAAAAAGAGGAGUAUAAAAUAAAGGUUUCUGAUUUCCAUAAUUUCGACUAUUCGUACGUCGACGACGAAGAUAGAAAAAUUCAACAACAAAAGUCUUCACACGAAUAACCAACACCAAGACGAAGAAACAAGAACGAAGAACGAAGAACGCAUUAGUUGAACACACAAAAAGGGUGUGACAAUACCUAAUUUCAAUCUCAAUUUCGAUUUCAAUCUCCAUUAAUUCUUCAUUUUUGAGCUCCGCAUUUUCUCUCUCCUCUGCAAUUCAAUUAUCGGCGAAAUUUCUGGUAUUUAUUUUUUGUUAUUGACGAAAUCAAAAUUAAACGGGAGACAAAAUGAAGACGUCGUUGAAGAAAUUGCUUAAUCAUCAUAAUAAGCAUAACAGCAAGGAUAGAAAAAUUCAGCCUCUUGCUCAAUUGGAUGAGCUUGCGAAGGCUUCCGAGGCUAUGCAAGAUAUGAGAGACUGCUAUGAUAGUUUGCUCUCCGCUGCUGCCGCGGCAACAAAUAGUGCUUACGAGUUUUCUGAAUCAUUGCGGGAGAUGGGUGUUUGCCUUCUUCAGAAAAUUGCAUUGAAUGAUGAUGAAGAAUCCGGUAAAGUAAUGUUGAUGCUUGGUAAAGUGCAGUUUGAACUUCAAAAGCUUGUUGAUAGCUAUCGAAAUCAUAUUUUUCAGACAAUCACAGUUCCAUCAGAGUCCCUUAUAAACGAGCUUCACACCGUCGAGGAAAUGAAGCAUCAAUGUGAUGAGAAAAGGGAGUUAUAUGAGAUCAUGAAAACAAAUUACAAGGAAAAAGGAAGAUCUAAAAGUGGGAAGGGAGAAACAUUUUCAUUGCAGCAACUACAAGAAGCAAAAGAUGAAUUUGAUGAAGAAGCUACCUUAUUUGUUUUUCGUUUGAAAUCUUUAAAACAAGGGCAGUCCAGAAGCCUUCUUACUCAGGCAGCACGCCAUCAUGCUGCUCAGCUGUCAUUUUUUAGGAAGGCUCAUAAGUCUCUUGAGGCAGUUGAACCACAGGUGAAUGUGGUUACUCAUCAGCAACAUAUAGAUUACCAGUUCACUGGCCUUGAAGAUGAUGAAUCAGAGGAUGUUGAAUAUGACGAUGAUAACGGUGACUUUGAUUAUAGCAGCGUCUCUAGCAUGGAAGAUGAUGAAGAAUUCAGAUCUGAUUAUCAACGUAAUGAUCGGCAGCCCGGUUUUUCUUCUGCUGCAAGAAAUAAUAUGGAGAAAAAUGUGAAAGAUAGCAAUGAAGAUUCAUUUAUAAGAGAAAAGAGGAUCCUCAGCCAAUCAGCCCCACUGUUUACUCAGCGGAAAUCUGAACCAGCUGAAAAGAUAAAACAAUUGCAGCCAUCGUCAUCAAAGAAGUUCCAUUCUUAUGCUUUGCCUAAACCAGGUGAUACGAGUAGGAUUUCUGCUAGAUCUGAGAAUCGUGUUUCAAGCACCAAGCCAAAUCCUUUGCAAGCUGAAAAUUUAUAUCAUUCAUCCCCUCUGGUGCCCAACACGUAUGAAAAGCUUGUACGAACUGAAAAUUUGUCUGGGCCUAUCAUCCUAAGCUCAAAGCCAAUAUUGAAAGAAAGCAAUAAUAACAGACUACCCCCGCCUUUAACUGAGAGUAUUUUAGCGCAGCAACGGAAGCCUGAGAUCGCAUCAAGUAGCAAAAAACUCAAAUUACAAUCCUUUUCUGGUCCUUUGACUAGCAAGCCCUUGUCAACUAAGCCUUCAAUAUCAGCUGGAAAUCCUGUAAUUGCAGCUGGUGUUCCGCCAUUUUCCUCCGGACCCAUUUUGAGGAGUUCUGUGCAUCGGUCAUCUUCUUCCCCAGUGAUAUCUCCUACUGCCUCACCAACUUUUACCUCUCCAAGAAUAAGUGAGCUUCACGAGCUUCCUAGGCCUCCAUUGAACUUACUUUAUAGACCUUCAAACACUACUGGAUUUUCUGCACCGUUGGUUUCAAGAAGUCCAGAGGAUUCAACUACGAGUAAAUUCUCAUUGCCUAAGAUAGCAUCUCGACUACCAACUCCUCCACAUAUCGGUUAUUUCUCCAUGCCCUUAAGUGGUCCAGGGACAGCAACAAAAUCACCGUCAUCCAGGCCUUUGGAAACUUCCCCUGGUUUAGACAAGUCCGGUGAUAUGUUCUCACCUCCUUUGACACCAAUGAUGUUAGCAAAUCAGCAUCCAACAUAAAGUUAGGCUUCUUUUUCUACCAAAGGUCUAUCGCGUAGUUAGAACUUCCUACUGUGCCUAUCUGCUUGUAAGUUGGCUCCUAGAAGAAGAUCACAAGAACAAGCCCCUGUACAGAAUUUUCUUGUUUGUGACCAUAAAAAUGCACACAAGUCAGCUAUAUAGGUAAAACAACAUGUUUGUCUAAAGAGCAUAGAUUAAACGGCAUAAAAAAAAGUUUGGAGAUCUGCUCUUCAAUGUUACGAAGUAUAUGAUAAAGUUCGACCAUUGGUAGAAAUUGUGCAGAAAGUUCUUCCUUAUGGUACUUGCAGAAAUUAGGCCUCUGUACAUGUUUUCAUAAUUAUUUUGAUAUUAUAAUAUUUAUUUGUUAAUAGGAGUAUCAAUUCUAAUAAUAGGGUUUUCCCGUUCUUUCGGGUAUUUUUUGUAGAGGAGAAAGCUUGUAAGAUGAUGAUGUUGUUUCACCAUAAUAACAUUACUCAAAAUCCAAUUACUCCUUA